AAUCACAGUCGAGUCUGUGAAGGAACGACAACACAACACCAAUGCAUCAAAUACAUUACGCUCAAUGAAAGAAAGAGGACGGUUUACCCAGCCGAAAUCGUCGCUUUUCCAUCAGCCGAAGUGUGAAUUGCGUUUCUAAAUAUUUAAUGGAUAUUUAUCUGCAAAUACUUUAAAGUUAUUGGUUUACUGGCGUGCAAAUUUUUGUGGCGAAGGCUAGUGCAAACCGCGCCGUUAUAUACAACCGACACCAGCUUCAUUGGUAUUUCUGCUGUAUUAUUAAUUAUACUGUGUUUUGGAUUUUGUACAUUAUUAUUAAGGCAGAAGCCCCGUGUGCAUGGGCCCGCGGUCAACUCCACUCUGGCCGCGGCGUGUCCCUGUCCUGUCGGUCUGUACUUUCACGUAGGGAUUGCGAUGGACACUGUAAUAUGCUAGGACCAUGUUCAAAAAUGUUUUUGGUUCGGGAUUUUUGGUAAGAACAGCCCAUGUUAUUCUGACAUGGGUCAUUACCCUCAUACUCUUUCUACAUGAUACAGAAUUAAGGAAGCAGGAGGAGACUGGUCAGCUGGUCCAGCCAGUGCUCUUCGUUUUACUGGUGCUGGUGUCAGUUCUGCUGUAUUUUGCAGUGUCUCUGAUGGAUCCAGGCUUCAUCCUCUCUGAUGACAGUGACAUGCAGUUUACACUGGGAGUGACUGAGGAGCAGCAGGACAUGAUCCCACAGACCACAAAAUCCUUGCGUCAGCGCCGCUGUGGCCACUGUCUGCUUCAGCAGCCAAUGAGAUCCAAGCACUGCCAGACGUGUCAGCAUUGUGUGCGGCGCUAUGACCAUCACUGUCCCUGGAUUGAGAACUGUGUUGGCGAGCGAAACCAUCGCUGGUUUGUGCUCUACCUGGUCAUUCAACUGAUCGUGCUGCUGUGGGGGCUGCACAUUGCUUUGACGGGGUUCAGUUACAGACCCACCUGGGAGUUGUGGCUGCGCUCCAAUGGCAUGCUGCUAGCUGUGGCUGUGCUGAUGGCUGUCCUGUCCCUUAUUGUUCUGCUGUUGGUUGGCUCACAUCUCUACCUGGUUUCUCUCAAUACCACCACCUGGGAGUUUAUGUCUCGACACCGGAUCUCAUACCUCAAACACUGUGGAGCUGAUGAAAACCCGUUUGACCGAGGACCUUUUCACAACCUGUGGGUUUUUUUCUGUGUCUGGGGCACAGUGGUGUGGGAACAGGUGUAUUUCAGGGAGGGGACUGACCACGUUUAAUGGUAACAUCAUCCAAAGACUGAAUUACAAGGUUUUUGCCCAGUAUGUUAAAUAGGAUUUAGGCACUUGACUCGCCAGAGGUUUCCUCUGCAUCGGUGCUAAUGUGCCAUAAUGUAAAUCUGAUUUAUCUACCUUCAGUGUGAAGUUCUAUAAUUGUAUGCUUGUUUUUGUUGCCAGCAGGAGUUUGGCCUCUCCACUCUCCUAGUGGUCCUUCGGUAUUACACCUUUGUUUACAGGCACUAUGACAGGUCAAAAAAUAUUUAACUGUACUAAGUGUAAACUCAGCUUUGAGACUCAUGCCUAAAAAUAAGGAAAGGGUUUAUAAGUAAACUUGACAGUAACUGUUAUCACAUGGCCCUAUUACUCGGUAAAGUAGUUUAUCCUUCUUAUAACCGAUCAAGUGACUGUUAACCUUUUUGGAAGUUUACAUACAUUAUAAUAUUACAUCUUUGUGUGCUAGUGUAGACAAUCUGAUUCUUAUUCAAAUACAUUUGUUUAACUGCUUUGAUACAUAAAGAAAUAAUUUGUCAAAAUAAAUAUUGUGAGGUAAUGUCAAGUUAUGCAGUUUAGUUAACAGUAUUUACUAUAAAAUGAAGCUAUAAUUUUAUAAUAGUUUAAUGUUUACUCUCAACAUUGAUCUAUGACCUAAACUUUUGAUAGUAAACCAUUUAUAUAUACACCAGUUUUGAAAUCUUUUGUAUUUUUUGCUGUUUGUAUCUUUGAUCUGUAUUGUGAAAGCUUUUUUUUUUUCAAAUGCAAUAGGUUCUGCUUCUCAACAGUUGUGCAAUAGACUUUAUAAUAGAGCAAUAAAUGUGUCAUGUGACAUUUUACAGCUGCAGUACUUAUGUAUACGAUGUAUGCAAUCCUGUCUGUAUUACGUUCAACAGACUACACAAUAAAUUCAUGUUUUCAGUAAGUUGUGUUUU
Periophthalmus magnuspinnatus is the source of this 2175-nucleotide messenger RNA. RefSeq names its product zinc finger DHHC-type palmitoyltransferase 12b (gene zdhhc12b). The record is from RefSeq and is a predicted model, not a curated record. Bases 437 to 1249 code for a protein of 270 amino acids. Gene Ontology annotation, biological process: peptidyl-L-cysteine S-palmitoylation; protein targeting to membrane. Gene Ontology annotation, cellular component: Golgi apparatus; endoplasmic reticulum. The transcript has 5 exons. Gene Ontology annotation, molecular function: protein-cysteine S-palmitoyltransferase activity. Lineage: Eukaryota; Metazoa; Chordata; Actinopteri; Gobiiformes; Gobiidae.